Molecule: messenger RNA, 1801 nt
Organism: Tripterygium wilfordii
Lineage: Eukaryota; Viridiplantae; Streptophyta; Magnoliopsida; Celastrales; Celastraceae
Product: basic proline-rich protein-like
Exons: 1
Coding region: 209-1801 (530 amino acids)
Source: RefSeq, a predicted model, not a curated record
UGAUAAUAAUUAGCAUUUCGUUUAUUUACUAAUUUAUACCCAUUACUACAUCACACAAUACUUAAUUAGCCUUUCGUUUAUUUAAUUUAUUCCCAUUACUACAUCACACAAAACUUAUUUUUAGUACAAUAAUUAUCAUGCACUUGCAUGGCCUUACAAUCGGGUACGUAAAUAAUGAUUUGAAGGCUCUUGCAUUGCAUUUUCAUUUAUGGACGCCUAUAUAUGGCUACCAAUCCCACCGCCAGCGCCGCCCCCAGCACCAGCUCCUAUUCCUGCGCCACCACCAACUCCUCCGCCUACUCGUCCUCCGGCUCCUACUCCACCGCCUCCACCAACUCCCCCUCCUAAACCACCCCCUGCUCCCCCACCAGCACCAACUCCUCCUCCACCUCCUCCGCCUCUACCACCACCAGCUCCACCACCCGCACCUCCAAUUCCACCAACACCUCCGCCAAUUCCUCCUCCAACGCCACCACCUACAGCGCCACCACCACCACCACCAACACCUCCUACCCCACCACCAGCACCAAUUCCUCCGCCUGCACCUCCACCAAUCCCACCACCACCACCACCUCCUCCAAUCCCUCCGCCUCCACGUCCACCACCACCAAUCCCUCCUCCUACUCCCCCACCUACGCCACCACCAGCACCAAUGCCACCACCCGCACCUCCACCAAUCACACCUCCUACACCUCCACCAACACCUCCUCCUACCCCACCACCAGCACCAAUCCCUCCACCCCCGCCUCCACUUCCACCAGCACCAAUGCCACCACCCGCACCUCCUCCUACCCCACCACCAGUACCAAUCCCUCCACCCCCGCCUCCACUUCCACCAACACCAAUCCCUCCUCCUGCACCACCACCGCCUACACCUCCUCCUGCUCCCCCACCUACGCCACCACCAGCACCAAUGCCACCACCCGCACCUCCACCAAUCACACCUCCUACACCUCCUCCUGCACCUCCACCAGCACCAAUCCCUCCUCCUGUGCCACCACCUACACCUCCUCCUGCUCCCCCACUGACACCACCACCAGCACCUCCUUUUGCACCACCACCAGCACCAAUCCCUCCUCCUGCGCCACCACCGACACCUCCUCCUGCUCCCCCACCUACGCCACCACCAGCACCAAUGCCACCACCCGCACCUCCAACACCUCCUCCUGCACCUCCACCAGCACCAAUCCCUCCUCCUGUGCCACCACCUACACCUCCUCCUGCUCCCCCACCGAUGCCACCACCAGCACCUCCUUUUGCACCACCACCAGCACCAAUCCCUCCUCCUGCGCCACCACCUACACCUCCUCCUGCUCCCCCACCUACGCCACCACCAGCACCAAUGCCACCACCCGCACCUCCACCAAUCACACCUCCUACACCUCCUCCUGCACCUCCACCAACACCAAUCCCUCCUCCUGAGCCACCACCUACACCUCCUCCUGCUCCCCCACCAACGCCACCACCAGCACCUCCUUUUGCACCACCACCAGCACCAAUCCCUCCUCCUGCGCCACCACCUACACCUCCUCCUACUCCCCCACCUACGCCACCACCCGCACCUCCACCAAUUCCACCUCCUCCUACACCUCCUGCACCACCACCAACACCAACACCAAUCCCUCCUCCUGCGCCACCACCAACACCAAUGCCACCACCCGCACCUCCACCAUUUCCACCUCCACCCCCACCAACGCCACCGCCACCGCCUGCACCUCCACCAACCCCUCCACCGCCACCACCUAUACCUCCUCCUACACCACCACCAACUCCACCACCACCGCCUCCUCCACCCCAAUGA